AGCGGGUAAAGCACCAAAGAAGAAGUCAUUGCUCAUGAUCUGCCGGAGAAGAAGUAAAUGUUGACUCUGUCCGCACUCAGGGGUUAAUAAACAUGGAUAAAAAGAAGAAACCUUUCGACGUGACGGCCUCAUCUCUGGUGGACCUCAAAGCUGAGCUGUACAGGAAGCAGGAGCAGUUCAAGCAGGAAAAACUUGGACAAGAAAACUCUGGAGCUGCGUUCAAACUAAAGAGCAAAGACAAGAAACCUGACAUAUGGAGCAAGCAGAACAGCGGGGUGUCGUCUCGAGCUCAGAGAGAUGUGGAGCAGCUGGCCGAAGAGGAGAUCAGCCUCAACACGGCCAGGCGCAAGUUGGAGGAAAAGGCCAAACUCUAUGAGCAGAUGACAAAAGGAGACUUUCCCGAUGAAGAGACGGAGGGGCUGUUCCUGGUUGACUUCACUCAGAAAAUUAUUGACCAAAAGAAAGAGACAUUUGCACAGAGGGAGAGGGAGAGAGAGAGGGAAGAUGAAGAAAGAGAGACCUCAUCACCUAUCCCAGCCCCUCAGAACCCAGAUGAGGAAUGGGUGGAUUAUGUGGAUGCUUUGGGACGAUCACGGAGAUGCAUGAAGAAAGACUUGCCGGAAUUUCAGAAACUGGACCAAAAUCUGAAAGGAAAAGGAAGCGCCUCAGCUGAGAAGACGUUGCUGUCAGAGGACAUGCGUCGGGAGCUGCAGAGGCAGGAGUGGGAGAGGGAGGAGGAGGAGGCGAUGAAGAAGCCUGUCGGGCCACUCCAUUACGAGGAUAUCAGGGGCCAAGAGGCGCGGGAGCUUGGCGUGGGCUACUUUGCAUUCUCUCAGGAUGAAGAGCAGCGCAGGAAACAGCGGGAAACUCUGGACAUGCUCAGAGACCAGACAACAGAGCAGCGUGGGAAGAGGGAAACCCUGAAGGAGAAGAGGAAAGCCAUCCUGCAGGCACGGCUGGCCAAGGUCAGGCAGAGGAAGAUGAAGAAUGCUAAGCUGGAUGACACUGAUGAAAACCAGAAAGAGGAGGAAAUUGGAGAAGAGGAGGACGAGUUGAUUGGGCCCUCGCCCGCACCAGAGGAGCACCCAGAGGUCAGUACACUGAAGAAGGUGGAGGUGGAGAUCCAGGAAAGGAAAGACACCAAGCCUGGAGUUCCUCAUGUCAGAGAAUGGGACAGGGGCAAAGAAUUUAUGUUCAGUGAGUGGAAAAGUCGGCGUCGGGAAGAGCGAGAUUCUGAAUUCGCCCCUCCAUCUGCGUACUUUACCGAGGAUAAGAGACCGAGGAAGGAAAAGACUGUCGAUCAGGGGGAGAACAAAGGGAAAAUGUCCUUCAAGUGGUCUAAUAGCUCAGGAGGAAUCUCUGAGAGCAAGGGAGAGCCACAACCCAAGCCACCGCCUAAAGCGAAUCCCUCACCUCCUCCUCAGCAGCAGCCUCCAGCUCCUGUGCAGCCUCCCACAGGCGGCCCCCCUGGUUCAGCUCCUGACUCAGACCCUCAGCCUCAGUAUCCCUCAUCAGCAGCAGGCCCUCAGUUUUCUGCCCCUUACAACCUGCAGUAUCCUCCUCCUCCGUUUUAUCCCCAGUUUCCUCCUCCGUUUCAGUACACGGGUCCUUCUCCUUUCCCUCCACAGUUUCCUCCACAGUACGCCAACCAGUACAUGCCCCAUUAUCCCCCACCGUGUCCUCCCCAGCCUCAGCAGCUGCCCCAGCCUGAAGCCCCCCCACAGGCCCCUCCUCCGAGCCUGGAUGACAUGUUGUCCUUCUACAAGAACUCCACUUGAAUGUUUUCUGCGAGUGUUUGUGGUCUAAAAACACCUGUACAGCAGUGCAAUUUCUCUUUUAGGGGGACUAAAGAAUUUAAACUUCGCUCUGUAGUUUGGACAUUUAUUAAAGAUGAAUGAUUUAUAUUCCCCA
Molecule: messenger RNA, 1911 nt
Organism: Myripristis murdjan (pinecone soldierfish)
Lineage: Eukaryota; Metazoa; Chordata; Actinopteri; Holocentriformes; Holocentridae
Gene: ccdc174
Product: coiled-coil domain containing 174
Exons: 11
Coding region: 93-1778 (561 amino acids)
Cellular component (GO): nucleus
Source: RefSeq, a predicted model, not a curated record